Pochonia chlamydosporia 170 is the source of this 333-nucleotide messenger RNA. RefSeq lists its product as hypothetical. The transcript has a single exon. The coding region runs from base 1 to 333 and encodes 110 amino acids. NCBI's taxonomy places the organism in Eukaryota, Fungi, Ascomycota, Sordariomycetes, Hypocreales, Clavicipitaceae. The record is from RefSeq and is a predicted model, not a curated record.
AUGGCGUCUGAUCACCCGACGCCUAAAACGGAACGACGAAACAGGAAGGAACGAAGGAACAUCAAGACCAGCAUCACCAGCAACUCCAACUCCAACUCCAACUCCAACUUAGGGAGAUCCAGUCAAUACCGCCAGAAUUUUCUUGGCUCGCUCGAUUCAGACCUUCACGUCGCAAAUUAUCAUCCACGACGUCCACACAACUGUGCCAAGUCAAAAUCACAGAGUCCCGUUUCUUCUUGUUGUUGCCAGCUGCGAACAAGAAGGCACCAACUUCCAAUUUAUCCCUUGAUCCCCAGCGGUGUGCUUCAGAAUACCCAGAGACCUGCUGGUUAA